Exophiala viscosa is the source of this 1326-nucleotide messenger RNA. RefSeq names its product succinyl-CoA ligase subunit beta, mitochondrial. The coding region runs from base 1 to 1326 and encodes 441 amino acids. Gene Ontology annotation, cellular component: succinate-CoA ligase complex; mitochondrion. The transcript has 7 exons. NCBI's taxonomy places the organism in Eukaryota, Fungi, Ascomycota, Eurotiomycetes, Chaetothyriales, Herpotrichiellaceae. Gene Ontology annotation, molecular function: metal ion binding; ATP binding; succinate-CoA ligase (ADP-forming) activity. The record is from RefSeq and is a predicted model, not a curated record. Gene Ontology annotation, biological process: tricarboxylic acid cycle; succinyl-CoA metabolic process.
AUGUACAAGCUGGGUCGUCGUAGCCUGGGCCCGGCCCUCAAGGCUAUCAGAGUUACCCCAGCGCGCACCUCGUUUCAGCAACAACGAAACCUCAGUAUACACGAAUAUCUCUCUGCGAGAUUACUCAAAGAAUAUGGAGUUGGCGUUCCAGAUGGAGAGGUUGCAACAACACCAGAAGAGGCCCUGGCCAUUGCGAAGAAUAUCAAGGGAGAUGAUAUGGUCAUCAAAGCCCAGGUCCUCGCAGGUGGUCGAGGCAAAGGUACCUUUGACAACGGCUUGAAGGGUGGUGUGAGGGUGAUCUACUCCCCCACGGAAGCGAAGAUGUUUGCUCAGCAGAUGAUUGGCCACAAACUCGUCACGAAACAAACCGGUGCUCGCGGACGGAUCUGCAAUUCAGUCUACAUCUGCGAACGUAAAUUCGCCCGCCGAGAAUUCUACCUAGCCAUCCUCAUGGAUCGAUCCACCCAGUCACCCGUCAUUGUAGCUUCUUCGCAAGGUGGUAUGGAUAUUGAGACUGUGGCCAAAGAGACGCCGGAUGCCAUCAUCACAACGCCUAUCAGCAUCGAAGAAGGAGUGACGGACGAGAUCGCCCGAAAUAUCGCCACAGAAGUUGGUUUCAGCGAGCAAUGCAUCGAGGACGCAAAAAACACCAUCCAGAGACUCUAUAAGAUCUUCAUGGACAAGGAUGCUACCCAGAUCGAGAUCAACCCUCUUAGCGAAACCAGCGAUCACCAGGUCCUGGCUAUGGAUGCCAAGUUGGGCUUUGACGACAAUGCAGAGUUCCGACAGAAGGAGGUUUUCAGCUGGAGAGAUACAUCGCAAGAGGAUGCUGACGAGGUCAAGGCGGCAGAAUACGGUCUCAACUUCAUCAAGCUGGACGGUGAUAUUGGAUGUCUUGUCAAUGGUGCUGGUCUCGCCAUGGCGACUAUGGAUAUCAUCAAGCUGAAUGGCGGCACACCUGCAAACUUCUUGGAUGUUGGAGGUGGUGCCACGCCAGAGGCUAUCAGAUCUGCUUUCGAGUUGAUCACCAGUGACCCCAAGGUCACAGCAAUCUUUGUGAACAUCUUCGGUGGUAUCGUCAGAUGUGACGCUAUCGCUCAAGGUUUGAUCAACGUUGUAGAACAAAUGAACUUGCGGUUACCCAUUGUGUGUCGAUUGCAGGGUACCAAUAUGGAGAAGGCGGCUGAGUUGGUCAACAACUCGGGACUCAAGAUCUUUUCCAUCACCGAUCUUCAGGAAGGUGCCGCCAAAGCCGUGGACUUUUCCAAGAUUGUGAAGAUGGCCAGAGAAAUCGAUGUUGGCGUGGAGUUUUCCCUUGGUAUCUAA